Molecule: messenger RNA, 2599 nt
Organism: Marasmius oreades (fairy-ring Marasmius)
Lineage: Eukaryota; Fungi; Basidiomycota; Agaricomycetes; Agaricales; Marasmiaceae
Exons: 15
Coding region: 249-2090 (613 amino acids)
Molecular function (GO): oxidoreductase activity, acting on CH-OH group of donors; flavin adenine dinucleotide binding
Source: RefSeq, a predicted model, not a curated record
CAUCCAUUCCAUAUCCAUCAUCAUCCUCUGGGUCUAAUUCGGUAGUUUCUUCCUCAAUGGCACCGGCAAUAAUGAACAACUCCAUAGCUUCUAUUUCAGCAAUGGUCAGAGAGGCCCUAGAGGGCAUAGGAAGUGACGAACACGCGGCGAUGUGCAAAAAUAUGAAAAAAACGACUGCGGGAGGUUAACUCGGACAAAUCGGGAUAAGUAGCAAGAUUACCUUCACACGAUCCCUCAAGGGUAUCAUCAUGCCUAUCGUUUCUCCCGUCGAAUUAGAAGCUGUUCAAGUUGACUACCUGGUCGUUGGAGGUGGCACAGCGGGACUUGUCGUUGCUACGAGGUUGAGCGAGAACCCUAACGCGGUCGUGGUCGUUCUUGAAGCCGGAGUUAGUCAUGCAGGAGACCCAAGUGUUGAUACACCAGGCUUCAUGGUUCGGAACGCAACUAACCCAAGAUACGAUUGGACGUUCUUCACCGAACCUCAAAAGUACGCUCUUGACCGGAAAAUUCAAAGCUCUCGCGGGAAAGGCCUAGGUGGAUCCUCCGGAUUGAACAAUCUCGCCUUUGUUCGUCCUGUCAGCGAGGAGCUUGACGCAUUUGAGAAACUCGGAAAUCCUGGUUGGAAUUGGGACAACCUACUCGGUUAUAUGAAGAAGAGUGAGCACCUUUGUGUGCCUUCAUUGUCGCCCGAGGAGAAGAAAGCCCUUGCAGUCGAUCCGGAUCCAGCGUUCCACGGAACCGAUGGCCCUAUCGCCGUCUCUUUCCCGCCAUAUGUGUCUCCAAUCCACACCCAGAUCUUAGACAGUCUGGAGACACUCGGACUGCCACGAAACAACGAGAUUAAUGCCGGUAGGAAUGUCGGCUCGUUUCUUAUCUCCUCCUCGGUGGAUCCUGUCACGGCGACCCGAUCAUAUUCUGCCUCUGCCUAUCUCCAACCUCACUUGGACAGGAAGAACCUACUUGUGGUCACCGAAGCAUUUGCAACCAAGAUUCACUUUGAAGGCAACCCUGAUCUUCCACGAGCGAAUGCAGUAGACUUCAUUCACAAUGACCAGAGUCACACUAUCAGAAUAGCCAAAGAGGUAAUCCUGUCUGCCGGAACAUUCCAGACGCCCCAGCUCCUCGAAACCUCUGGUAUCGGCGACCCUCGCGUGCUAGAGCCCCUUGGAAUCCCUUGUGUUGUGAAUCUGCCUGGUGUCGGGGAGAAUCUUCAGGAUCAUAUGAAAGCCCCGACCGUCGUUCAAGUCAAGCAAGACCUCCAGACCCUGGAGAUUCUCCAUGAUCCCGAGGAACUUAAGCUUCAGCAGGAGCUCUAUAAGCAAAAGAAGGGCAUAAUGGCCGGGAUGCUCUCUUCCUGUUUUGCAUUCCUGCCCGGAAACCUUAUUGGUGACUUGGAGGCCGUGAAGAAAUGGAAGGACCUAUCCAAUGUAGAUGGGUCUGCUCCUGAGGUGUUCCAAAAUACGCAUCCAGAUGUACUUCGGGGCAUCAAGAAACAAUACAAGAUUCUCGAAACCUACAUUGACGACUCUAAACAUCCCCUUGCACAGUUACUCAAUGUGAACGGACACUUCCCGGUGGUUGGCUAUAUUCCUGACAACUCGAAGCGGUACAUGACUCUCAUCGUUGCCUACACCCACCCCUUCUCCCGCGGCUCCAUUCAUAUCACAUCACCCGAUCCCCGAGUUCCCCCAGCUAUUCAGCCCAACUACCUGUCCAAUCCGGCCGACUUGGAUAUACUCUCAAAGGCAGUUGAUUUUACACUUCGGCUUUAUGAAACUCCACCGCUCAAGGACAUAAUUAUCGCGCCCGUGGCACCACCAUUCUCGAAGUCGGACAGUGAUUCUGAGAAACUGAACAAGUUUUCUCGCGAGGUUAUAUCAACAGUGCAUCACCCUGUGGGGACGGCUUCUAUGCUACCGAGGGAAGACGGCGGAGUAGUGGAUCACGACCUCCUGGUCUAUGGAACUGCUAACCUGCGUGUCAUCGAUUGCUCCAUCAUGCCAUUGCUCAUCUCGUGCAAUAUUGUCACGCUCGCAUAUGCUAUUGGAGAGAAGGGCGCUGAAAUUAUCAAGAAAGCUAACGGCGAUUGAGUACAUUGUAUUUCAUGUGUCAAUAAUGGAACAUGGUAUCUCCUUCUGCGGUGUCGGUUCGACCACAGAUACACGCAAGUCUGUAGUUGAGGUCGACUGUUGUUUUCAGAAUCCAUUUGAAAAACGGCCUGAUGAGCGACUGGAACAUUACUCCCGAGGUGCACUCCAGGAUCCAGCGACGUUCUGAUUUUGAUGGAGGGCUUACCUAGAUGGAAAAUCAAGAUGAGGACACGUCUGGAUCUCAGGGCCGUUCCGCCGGUUGAACUUGAAGGAACCACUUCAAAACCAAAGGAACCAGGAUUGAAUGCACGACAUGUAUACCGUCGAGACCUUUCGUGGUAGCAGUUCCCGACUCAAAGAACGUCAGGAACGCAGAUUUGGACUCCGUCGAGGCGGAUGGUUCAUUCAAUAGAAGACGGAGACAGGCGAAAUGCUGUACUUAAUGCUGUAGUGGGUGGGCAGUCAUGCUCGACUUAUGUUGCACAGGCAGAUCGAGGUGUGCGAAAAUC